Messenger RNA from Polychytrium aggregatum, 1599 nucleotides. RefSeq lists its product as uncharacterized. Gene Ontology annotation, cellular component: plasma membrane. The record is from RefSeq and is a predicted model, not a curated record. Bases 1 to 1599 code for a protein of 532 amino acids. Lineage: Eukaryota; Fungi; Chytridiomycota; Chytridiomycetes; Polychytriales. The transcript has 2 exons.
AUGUCCUUGGCGCAGAAACCCGUCCCCAAGGCCACCGGCAAGCCUUUGACCGCCGCGACUACUGCCCUUGCGGUUGUGUCUUUCCUCUCGUUUGUGUUUGGCUGGAUCUUCGUCUACUUCCUGAUUGUCAAUAAGACUUGGUGCUUUGCCGACUUUUGUGUCGAGUCAAUGGGGUCUCGCAAGAACCCCGUCCGAAACACCUUGGCUGUAUUUUACGGCUUUCUUAUCCUCUCUGCCCUGGUUACCCUUACCGCGAAGUAUCGCCCGUCCUUCAAACGGGUCCUUGAAAGCCGCCCCUUCGCCACUUCGACCCUGACUGUCGCCGAGAUUACCUGGUUUACCUUGGCGAUCGUGAUAUCCAACAUUGUCAUCCCCGGAAUGAUCUGGGUUCCCUACUGGAACAUGUGGGUCUCGAUGUUAUCCAUGACAGGCAUGGAUAUGGGCCGUGGAUUCCAGGACAUGAACUGGCCAUGGAUCCGUAUCGUCUGGCAGACUCUGACCCUGACCACAGGCGACUCGCUUGCGGUUCUGCUUGGAUUUGUGGUGCUGUUCAUCUCCAAGCACUCAUUCCUCUUGAGCCUUUUGGACCUUCCCUACCCCUCCACGCUUCGGAUUCAUCAGUGGCUGGGAUAUUCCAUUUUGGUUCUCACAUGCAUCCACUUGAUUGUCACAAUGCUUGCCUAUUCUCUUGAUGUCACCCCUUUGUACCAGCUCUUCUUCACCGUCCCCGCGGGCUCUCCUUGGGGUUCUUCACAGUACCUCUACGUUCUCGGACUUGCGUCGUUCCUCUUUCUGGCUGUGGUCACUUUCCUGUCGCUCCCUCGCAUCCGCCGACUGCACUUCAAUCUUUUCUACUUUGUCCAUUUCCUCAUCUUCGUUUCGGUCGUCUUUGCAUAUCUUCAUGCCUCCAUGUCCAUUUUCUACAUGAUCCCUGGACUCAUCAUGUACGGCCUGGAUGUCGCUGUGCGCCUCUACAAGAGCAUCGAAUACCACCCUUGGAGCAUUGUCGCCUUCAAGGACGGAUCAGCAAGCUUCAUUGUCAAGUCCACGAAAAAUCCAAACGAGUGGACCGCCCGUGUUGUCCAAGUACUCAAGUCGUCGGAUGCCACCUAUUUGAGUGUCCAAGGCCCUUUUGGAAAUCCAAUCCAUAAAUUUGCCUCUCAAUCCGAUAUCCUGGUUGCGUAUGUGGCUGGCUCUGGAAUCGCCCCAGCUAUUCCUUUGAUUUCUCAGGCCAGGGACACCGGUGACCAUGUGCCCAAGCAAACGAUUCUCAUCUGGGUCGCGGCUGCCGACAAUAUGCACGAAUUUUCCCCCAUUCAGGAUCUCAGGGAACACGGCGUCAAGAUCAUCCUCUUUAACACCUCGCCCAAGUCCUCUGCCGAACCUCGGGCUGACACACACCAAGGCCGACCCUAUCUCCACUCCCUUCUCACCGCACAUGUCGCCCCUGCCUUUGCUAACGAGGCUGUUAAGCCCAAAGUCGGUCUAUUCGUGUGUGGGCCCGAGCGCUUCACUGAAGAUGCUCUGGUUGCAGUUGAUCGCUUCGGAGCGGACCAGAACUCCAGGGUUGCAGUUCACGUAGAGUCCUUCGAAAUGUAA